UAAAACGGGAAUGAGUUGAGGAUGGAAGGAGGUAGAACGAAGGAAGUUCCAAUGUUUCUGAAACAUUUUAAAGGUUUCAGAUAAUCCGUCGCCGUGGCGCUGUGCAGAUGUCUAAGACGGAGGGGAAAAAACGAGAGAGAGAAAAAGAGAAAAAAGAUGGGGAAAAAGAACAGCAAAAUGCUGAUACCUUUAGAUGUGCUGGUGGAGCUUCAAGAACGAACCUAUUUUAACGAAACGGAAUUAGAAAGUUGGUAUGCCACAUUUAAGAAGGACUGUCCUGGGGGCAAGCUCACAGAGGAGGGUUUCAGAAAAAUCUACCAGCAGUUUUUCCCAUAUGGAGAUUGCACCAACUUUUCUGCUUUCGUUUUCAAGGUCUUUGAUGAAAACAAUGACAAUCAAAUCGACUUCAAGGAGUUCAUCUGUGCGCUGUCUGUCACAUCCAGAGGCAGUCUAGAUGAAAAACUGGAAUGGGCUUUCAAACUGUAUGACCUGGAUGGGGACGGCUUCAUCACGAGGUCGGAAAUGUUGGCUAUAGUAGAUUCCAUAUACAGUAUGGUGGGUAGUCAGGCCAAGCUCCCUGAGGAAGAAAACACUCCAGAGAAAAGAGUAAACAGAAUAUUCAGUGCCAUGGACAAGAACAGAGACAAUUUAUUAACAAUGGAAGAAUUUCUGGAAGGGUGCAAAAAUGAUCCCACAAUUGUCCAAGCACUGACCCUCUAUGAUGGCCUCGUAUGACACAGUGAAAAGACGUCUGGGACUGCCUGUACCUACAGCACUGUUAAGGCGCAAAAUGUCAUACAUGUAGAUCAGACAUGAUUUUGGGUUGUAAGAAAAAACUAGGAAGAAAUGGUUCAUCAGCCUUUUGACCAGUGAUCAGAAGCUCAAGUCAGAAAACCAUCAAGAAAAAAUUGGAUUUCCCAUUUAGAUCCGUAAAAAAAUCAAGUCUGGUUGAUGGAUAUCUCUUUGUCAAUGGGAUCAGUGAAAUAAAACUCCUACGCUGAUAUCUCUUGAUGUGGUAAAAAACAUGGAUGUGCACAACAUGGGGCUUCAUCACUUCAUCUGAAAAGACUUCAGUCAAAUUCAUUAGUAUGAGGCUACUAUCAGUCAAGGAUUCAGACCCCAUGCUGGUCACCUUUACUUUUCAAGUAUGCUGUAAACAUGCAAAUGUGGAGUAUUGAAAAUUAAGAAGCUGGCACACAUCAGGGCUUAUGCCUUGGAUCAAACAACAUCAAGGUACAUGUUCACAAGUUAAGAAAACUGGAACAUUUUUUCUAAGCAGAACAUCAGACAAAGGAAGCUGAAGGAAAUCAUGUCUUAUUAUGAGUUGCUACUCCAACAUUUAGACAUGUGCUAAAUGCCCUAGCUAAACAAUAACUGCAAUGUUGCUUAAAUCAUCAUAAAUACUUGCCAUAUCCAUUUUCAUUUCAGUGAAUGCAUGCACAGAUCAUAGCCUUCGAUCAUAAAUUUUGUCGUGAAUACCAUUGCAACUGCUUUUACUUCAUUAUUUUGAUGUAUAAAAACAUCAGGUUGAUAAUAAUUAUUGUAAUUAUGGCUGCAGUCAUUUAUAUCACAAUUCAUCACUUAAUUCACUUUAUCACAAUUAACGGUUUUAUAGAAUCUCAUCUUUUAAAAUUAGCUUGUUUUAUGCUUCUAUUGGUGUAAAUAAUUAUCCACAUUUUUAGUUUGUAAAUGCUUUACAUUAACCACUGUAAAGAAACAAAUAUUCCAUUCUUGAAUUUUGGUUCACUUCUGUGCAUAAUUUAAGAAAGGUGCAAACAGACAUGCCAAAAUAAGUUCUGGUAAUGCGGGAGCAUAUGCUGUGAUGAAUCAUAAAAGCAGUGGUCAAGUUUUAAACUAGAAAUUUUUAGGUUAAUAAGUACUUCUAUUAAGAAAAUCUUAUAUUAUGAUUGAAAUUGUACAGAAUGUUUAAGGUGCAGAUAA
Molecule: messenger RNA, 1941 nt
Organism: Lingula anatina
Lineage: Eukaryota; Metazoa; Brachiopoda; Lingulata; Lingulida; Lingulidae
Product: neuronal calcium sensor 1
Molecular function (GO): calcium ion binding
Source: RefSeq, a predicted model, not a curated record